AUGACGUGUAACGAGCAACCAUGUGUAGAAAAUCAAAAUUCAAGAUUGUUUUUUAUGGAUGGACCAGGCGGUAGUGGCAAAACUUUUACAUAUAAUUAUUUGAUUGCUGAAAUGAGCAGUAAGGGUGUUAAAUCUGCUACAGCUGCAUGGACUGGCAUAGCAGCAACUCUUUUUACAAACGGAUCUACGCUGCACGGGUUAUUUAAACUUCCUGUCCCAAUACUGGAUAACAGCACAUGUAAUGUGACUCCUAACUCUAUUCAUGGACAAAUUUUAAGGCAAGUUAGUUUGUUUAUGCUUGACGAGACAUCCAUGAUUCCCAAACACGCUUUAAAUGCAAUGGAUCGAUUGUUAAAAGAUGUUUGCAAAAACAACUUUCCAUUUGGAGGAAAAGUCAUUCUUUUUGGUGGUGACUUUAGGCAAAUUUUGCCUGUUGUGAAAAGAGGGAGACCAGCUGAAGUUGUAGAAUCAUGUAUAAAAUGUUCUUUACAGUGGCAAUGGGUGCAGAAGUUUACAUUAACUCAAAAUAUGAGAGUACGUGAUGGAGAAGGAGAUUUUUCCGAAUGGCUGUUAAAACUUGGUAGUGGAACAAUACCUGGCAAGGAGGAAGAUCCUUUUAAGGGAUGUAUUGAAAUACCGCAACAGUGCAUUAUUAGAGAAAACGAAUCAAUUGUUGAUAAAAAAUUUAGAGAUGCUCAACAAGAUGAUUAUGCUAAACGUGUCAUUUUAACACCCACCAAUGUGGAUUCAUUGUCAAUCAAUGAAGAAGUGCUUGAACGUCUACAUGGAGAGGUCAAAACUUAUUUAAGUGCUGAUCAAAUAGACACUGAUGAUCUUAAUGAAAUAAAUAAUUUCCCUGUUGAGUUUUUGAACAGCCUAACUACUUCAGGUAUGCCUACUCAUUGUUUAAAGUUGAAAAUUGGUUGUGUAAUUAUGCUACUUAAAAAUUUAGAUCUUAAAGCUGGGCUGUGUAAUGGAACCCGAAUGAAAGUUUGUGCUCUCCAAAACAAUUAUAUUGAUGCAGAGGUUUUGACAGGUGUUUCUGAAGGUAAACGUGUAUUUGUUCCUCGAAUUCAGUUGGCUCCAUCAGAUUCUAAUUUACCUUUUGUUCUAAAACGUCGUCAGUCUCCUGUCAGAUUAGCUUAUUCGAUGACAAUCAAUAAAAGUCAAGGUCAAACAUUUGAUAGAGUUGGGAUAUAUCUAAAAAAACCGUGUUUUUUCCAUGGUCAACUAUAUGUUGCAUCUAAAAAAAUGGAUUUAAGACUAGAUUGA
Messenger RNA from Hydra vulgaris (swiftwater hydra), 1272 nucleotides. Its product is annotated as ATP-dependent DNA helicase pif1-like. Gene Ontology annotation, molecular function: DNA helicase activity. Gene Ontology annotation, biological process: telomere maintenance; DNA replication; DNA repair. Lineage: Eukaryota; Metazoa; Cnidaria; Hydrozoa; Anthoathecata; Hydridae. The record is from RefSeq and is a predicted model, not a curated record. Gene Ontology annotation, cellular component: replication fork.